This is a messenger RNA of Diatraea saccharalis (sugarcane borer), 1143 nucleotides long. NCBI's taxonomy places the organism in Eukaryota, Metazoa, Arthropoda, Insecta, Lepidoptera, Crambidae. The record is from the annotation of a GenBank genome assembly.
AUGAAAUUCCUAUUGGCAUUCGUCGCAGUAGUCGCUGUGGCCUCAUCGGCCGUAGUGCGAGGUCCAAGAAAUGCUGAAGUGGAGGCGAUUAUUGCCGCCAUCAACAGCCCCAGCACUCACCCAGCUACCGCAGCUGCACUUGAGCAAAUGCUCGAAGACUUAUUCGGCGUUGCUGUCGGCCCUGCUAUCGUGCAGCCAGUUCAGCCUAUUGUUCCUACGCCUGUCAUCGUCGAUGGAGGAUCUCCAACACCGAUCGCACAACCUUCACCUGUGAUCGUCGUCGACCCUGCUCCGGUUGCUCCCUCACCUGUGAUCAUCGUCGAUUCAGCUCCCGAGGCCCCAAUUGUCCCCACACCAGUGAUGGUGCCUGAACAAGCACCCGCCAGCCCGCCUAGCAGUGCUCCUCUUGUUCAGAUCAUCUUGAACAUCAACCAGGUCUCUGACACUCCUGUUGUAUCCCCUUCCCCUGUUGUUGUCCCCGAAGAAAUCGCACCUUCUCCCGUUAUCGUAGUUGAGCAGCCCGAGAUCCCUAUCCCACAGCCGAUCAUCAUCGGACCCGUUCCGGAGCCAAUCGUCAUCGGACCCGUUCCGGAGCCAAUCGUCAUCGGUCCCGUUCCGGAGCCAAUCGUCAUCGGACCCGUUCCAGAGCCAAUCGUCAUCGGACCCGUUCCGGAACCAAUCGUCAUCGCUCCCGUUCCUGAACCAGUCAUCGUUGCGCCUGCUCCCGAGGUCGUUGUUCCUGAGCCAGUUGUGAUCGCUCCUGCUCCUGAACCAGUCAUCGUUGCGCCUGCUCCCGAGGUCAUUGUUCCUGAGCCAGUUGUGAUCGCACCUGCUCCUGAACCAGUCAUCGUUGCGCCUGCUCCCGAGGUCAUUGUUCCUGAACCAGUUGUGAUUGCUCCAGCUCCUGAACCAGUCAUUGUUGCGCCCGCUCCUGAGGUCAUUGUCCCUGAGCCAGUUGUGAUCGCACCUGCUCCUGAACCAGUCAUCGUUGCGCCUGCUCCCGAGGUCAUUGUUCCUGAACCAGUUGUGAUUGCUCCAGCUCCUGAACCAGUCAUUGUUGCGCCCGCUCCUGAGGUCAUUGUCCCUGAGCCUGAAGUCAUCGCACCUUCUCCGGCCGUUAAUCUACCCGACACGCUCAAUUAA